Messenger RNA from Hippocampus comes (tiger tail seahorse), 3413 nucleotides. It is a transcript of the gene coro1cb, whose product is annotated as coronin, actin binding protein, 1Cb. The coding region runs from base 30 to 3368 and encodes 1112 amino acids. Gene Ontology annotation, biological process: actin filament organization; cell migration. The transcript has 11 exons. Gene Ontology annotation, molecular function: actin filament binding. The record is from RefSeq and is a predicted model, not a curated record. NCBI's taxonomy places the organism in Eukaryota, Metazoa, Chordata, Actinopteri, Syngnathiformes, Syngnathidae.
UUUCUGAUUGUAAGACAGGACUGCAACCGAUGGGUCAGAAGGUGGACAAGAUGCAAGACAAGGACGGGGAGUCGUCCGAUGGCCGGGAGCAAAACGGGGAGGGAAGAAGCCUGGAGGGUGAAGGAGGUUCCCCCCGGUCAGAGCGGACAGAGAAGCAUAUGGAUCGCCAAAUUGAGCAGCCAAUCAGGCAUCUGGGCGUGAGGGAUGGACCUGUGACUACAACAGAAGAGGCGGUGGGUGGAGAGAGGGAGUGUCGGCAUGACACUGGUACCGCUGAGGACUCAAAAUGUGGUCUGAACUUCAGCGAGACCGGACAAACUUUGGAGCCUCAGAAAAGGGCCGUAGCCCGUAAAAGGUCUGCGGCGAUGGAGGCCGGCGGAAAUGGAUCGGACAGAAGAGAUACAUGCGAACUUCCGAACGAGCAGGACUUUGUGCUUCUCGAACAAGAUGACGCUCGUGUGUCGCCUGCUGGAGAAAGCGCCAUCUGUUUCAGCCGCGAGACCAAAACAGAAGACGAUCGUCAAUCAGCCGUCGGGAAUGGAGUCAAGGUAGAUGCCACGCAACCAUCCGCGGGAUGCCUGCCGGAGAAGAUUCUGGGUCAACGUUUGGUGGACGUGACAGAUGGCGGAUUGAGUCAUAUCGAGACAACCGGGAGAGGCGACAUGCGGCACGUGGGAGCAACAAGCCACAACGAGGCGGCAAAGACGGCGUUCAAGACGGAUGCUGACGGAGUUCAGGAGGCAGACCGGUGGAGUUGUGAAACCUCCUCGGAGAUGUUGGGCAAUCUAGGGUCGGUACACAAAACCCAAGGGGACGUUGUUGGGACACAUCAGGGCAGGUUUGCCGGUGCAGUCAAAGGAGUCACGAGAGGGGCUAGCCAAACCUUCUCCAGAGAGUCGACCUGCGAAACCCAGAUACCUUGUUCAAGACAGUCUCUGGACCUGAGCGAUUCCAUUUGUUGUAGCCCAAAAGGCUGUGAAGGUAGGUCACAUUUUGCACAGCUUACAAAAGAGGCAGAUCCGCUUUGUUUUUCUGCGGUGGUCACCCCUCCACCUUUAACUCAUCUCAUGUCUGAGAAAGAAUUCCCAAGUGUCCAGAUGUUACCGGAUGUCACAGCAGAGGAGAAGCCAAAAGCCAAAGGUCCACCUCCACCGGUUCCCAAAAAACCCAAAAACCCAUUCAUCAAGCUCAAAACGGCUCAGAUAAUGUCCGGUGAGAGACGAGGCAAAGAUCACCUCCGUUCUGAAGAAAAGGCGAGGAGGAGACACACUGUCGAUGUUCACAAAGGCUUCCUAAAUAGCGGCCCGACCAAUCAGGACAUGUGCGCGUCGUGGGACGAGAGGAGCGGCUACGGGAGUCGAUCCGACAUGCGUCGUCUGUCGGUGGAAAUCAGUCCUGGGGAGCGUUUGCCGCUGGACCGCCUGGACAAUGAGUACAGAGGAUUGGUCGACUUUGACUACUGCGCCCGAGUAGCGCAAUUGUCUCCGGAUGAGGAUCCCGUGGACUUGGACAUGUUGCAGAGGAGAGUAUUCCUGGAAAGACGGAAUCGAUAUAAAAAAGUGUCACCGCCACCUGUUGCGAAAAAGCCCCGAAAUCCGUUUGUCUCAGAGGUCGAGUUUGACCACGAAACCCAACAGCCUUUGAGACGAGCGCUUCUACCUGAAAGGACAAACCCACUGGACAAUGCUACCGACCGCAAACCGAAUCGAGACGCAGAUUCCUACAAGCCAGUGUCAGAACUGGUCAAGGAAACUAGAAACAGAAGUCAGGACUGGGAUAGACCGGAAGGGGCCAAAACCGAGGCGAGAGUAGCAGUGCAGAACUCGGGCGUCAAGGUGUCCCAGAUGAAGAAUGCCUUUGAUGUCCCAAAGAAAUCCAAAGAAAGGCCGCAAGAAAACCAGCCGUCUCCAAAGAAAGACAUGUUGCGGCGAGUUGUGCGACAGAGCAAGUUCCGCCACGUCUUCGGCCAGGCGGUGAGAAACGACCAAUGCUACGAUGACAUCCGCGUCUCCCGAGUCACAUGGGAUAGCUCCUUCUGCGCCGUCAACCCCAAGUUCGUCGCCAUCAUCAUCGAGGCCAGCGGCGGCGGUGCCUUCCUUGUCCUGCCUUUGCACAAGACGGGGCGCAUCGACAAAGUGUUCCCUACGGUGUGCGGACACACGGGUCCCGUGCUGGAUAUCGACUGGUGUCCUCACAAUGACCUCGUCAUAGCCAGCGGCUCCGAGGACUGCACCGUUAUGGUUUGGCAGAUCCCAGAGAACGGCCUGGAGUCUCCCCUCUCCGAGGCCGUGGUGGUUCUGGAGGGUCACUCCAAGCGGGUGGGCAUCGUGUCCUGGCACCCCACCGCUCGCAAUGUUCUCCUCAGCGCCGGGUGCGACAACCAGGUGGUCAUCUGGAACGUAGGCACGGGCGAAGCGAUGAUCACCCUGGAUGACAUGCAUCCCGACGUGAUCUUUAGUGUCAGCUGGAGCCGCAACGGCAGCCUCCUGUGCACUGCUUGCAAGGACAAAAAGGUCCGCGUGGUGGACCCCCGCAAAAAGAAGAUCGUGGCGGAGAAGGACAAAGCCCACGAGGGAGCUCGGCCAAUGCGAGCAAUCUUCCUAACAGACGGAAAGAUCUUCACCACUGGAUUCAGCCGCAUGAGCGAGCGCCAGCUAGCGUUAUGGAAAACCGACAACAUGGAGGAGCCCAUUUGCGUUCAAGAGAUGGAUUCCAGCAACGGUGUCCUGCUCCCCUUCUUUGACCCCGACACCAACAUAGUCUACCUGUGUGGAAAGGGCGACAGCAGCAUUCGGUACUUUGAGAUCACGGACGAGGCUCCGUACGUCCACUACCUCAACACCUUCUCCACCAAGGAGCCGCAGAGGGGCAUGGGGUACAUGCCCAAGCGCGGACUCGAUGUCAACAAAUGUGAAAUUGCCAGGUUCUACAAAUUACAGGAGAGAAAAUGCGAGCCGGUCAUCAUGACUGUCCCUCGGAAGUCGGACCUGUUCCAGGACGACCUAUACCCGGACACGGCGGGGCCUGACCCCGCCCUGGAAGCGGAGGAAUGGUUCGCCGGCAAGAACGGUGGCCCGGUCCUCAUCUCGCUCAAGGACGGCUACGUGCCCACUAAGGGCCGAGACCUCAAAGUGGUCAAAACCAACAUCCUGGAGGGCAAAGUUGCCUCCGCCGCCGCCAAGGCCGAAAACGCCUCCAAUGUCCAGAAGAACCUUACAUCUCAUGCUCCCGCUCAGCCGGCAACACAAAAGAUGGAAGAUAAACUGGAAGAGGUUCUCCGAGAGUUCAAGUCUCUGCGGGACCGCGUCAUCCUACAGGACCGGCGUAUCGCCAGACUGGAAGAGCAGGUUUCCAAGGUUGCCAUAUAAUCAUCCCCCCUAAAUCCCCUCACCCAAGUUCAAAAACGCCUCUAC